AUGUGUCGUUUUGCAAUGCUGUUGUUUGUGGUGUUGGCGGUGACGGCCGUCGUGGUGACAGAAGCACAGAGGGAACCUUCAGCUUCAAAGUGUCAGGCUGCAACAGAACUAGCAAUAGAGAUUCUGCAGGCAGCGAAAGGCGCUCACACCGGGGUGGUCGUGGGACCCCACAAGAGGAACUCGGAGCUCAUCAACUCUCUUCUGGGUCUUCCCAAGUUCAUGAUUGACGCCGGCAGGAGGUGAUGAGAUGCCUCCCUCUUCACAAGUUUAUGGUUAUGAUUAGAUGCCCAAAUCUGAGCCCAAUUUCCCAUGAACACUAUUUUACAUU
Messenger RNA from Penaeus vannamei (Pacific white shrimp), 328 nucleotides. RefSeq names its product pigment-dispersing hormone type 2-like. Gene Ontology annotation, biological process: response to light stimulus. Gene Ontology annotation, cellular component: extracellular region. Lineage: Eukaryota; Metazoa; Arthropoda; Malacostraca; Decapoda; Penaeidae. Gene Ontology annotation, molecular function: hormone activity. The record is from RefSeq and is a predicted model, not a curated record.